Molecule: messenger RNA, 577 nt
Organism: Callithrix jacchus (white-tufted-ear marmoset)
Lineage: Eukaryota; Metazoa; Chordata; Mammalia; Primates; Cebidae
Source: RefSeq, a predicted model, not a curated record
GUGAGCACUAGAAGGGACCUGCACAGGGUGCUGUAGGAGUAUAGAGAAGGAGUCUCAAGUGCAGCUAUGGGCAAUCAAGGAGAAUGAGAAGGCAGCAUCAAAACUGAAACCAGGGGAGCUGCAUACAACAGUCUUCAGUUCACGAUCUUCUAGUUGCAGCGAUGAGUGCACGAGUGAGAUCAAGAUCCAGAGGAAGAGGAGAUGGCCAGGAGACUCCCGACGUGAUUGCAUUCACGGCUCCCCGUGAAUCUCAGCAAGAGGAACCACCAACUGAGAAUCAGGAUAUUGAACCUGGACUAGAGAGAGAAGGAACACCUCCCAUUGAAGAACGUAAAGUGGAAGGUGAUUGCCAGGAAAUGGAUCUGGAAAACGAUGGCAAUGAGGAUGGAGAUGAUUCUGGUGUAGAAGAGAAGACUCCACCUAAUCUGGACCAUGCUAAGAUUCCAGAAGCAGGAGAUGGGCAGCCAUAAGUUAAAGAGAAGACAAGCUGAAGCUACACACAUGGCUGAUGUCACAUUUUCAAUGUGACUGAAAAUUUGAAAAUUCUCUCAAUAAAGUUUGAGUUUUCUCUGAAGAA